Messenger RNA from Fusarium subglutinans, 7365 nucleotides. RefSeq lists its product as uncharacterized. The transcript has a single exon. NCBI's taxonomy places the organism in Eukaryota, Fungi, Ascomycota, Sordariomycetes, Hypocreales, Nectriaceae. The coding region runs from base 1 to 7365 and encodes 2454 amino acids. The record is from RefSeq and is a predicted model, not a curated record.
AUGUCUUUCCCUGUCCUCCACGUCAUCUACGCUGGCCGCGGCGAUGCCAUGAUCCUCGAAUGCGAUGACUACAAACAACCCGGUGGACGCAAUUUCAUUCUUGUGGAUGGUGGUCCCAAAUGCUACAACGCUUAUAGCGGGUGGGAAGCCCCGUACCAUCGAUAUCUCUCGUCUGCAUGCCAACAAAUCAUGGGCAAUCGCAAUGAUUUUGCUGCUAUUGUCUUUUCGCAUCCCGAUGAGGACCAUUAUGGGGGCUAUCUGCACUCGUUGCAAGGCCCUGGAUUUCCUACCAGCAAUGUGUUUUUCCCAAAUGCUAGCUCCGAAGAUGAUGACUCCAAUAAGCCAAUUGAAGAUAUCUGCACCAACGCUGGGAUGCGAACAGCAGCUCCCCGUCCUGGGGAAGAGUUCUAUGAGUACUUAAUUCCUCCAAUCAAAGCAAUAUAUCCAUCGGGCAUUGUAUGGUACUAUGGGGGUACAGGUCGUGACGUGGCGAAGAUACCGCUUAAUCCCGGCAAGACAAAGAAUAAGCGCAGCAUUCUCAUGUACACCGCAACACCUGGAUCGGACGGAGAAAUGGGGAUAUUCUUCACAGGCGACAACCAUGCCGACAUCAUCUCUGAAGCGAUAAAUAAGGCGAUACCCUUGGAAACGCGCAGAUUCUCAAUCUACAAGAUACAGCAUCACGGGGCGCUUGAUGACAACAUGAAACAAUUCUCUCUACCAACAUUCACAAAAAAGGUCGAGGCAGCAGGGUUCAUCUAUUUUCUUCUCAAAGUUCGGCUCGGAACUGCCUAUCUCCCCUUUAAGCGAUCUGUCAUCGACACUGUGAAGUAUGCGGCCGGGGUGUUGGACCGCGACAUCCUGCGAUUCCAAGACCUAAUCAACUACUUUAACAAUCUUCAAUAUGCGAUGGAAGGCUUAAUGCAGACACACUUGGCAAAUGUGAACCCUCCAGCUGAGAAGGCGGAUGAGAUAGCUAUUGAGUUCCCUCUCGGCGCCCCAUCCUAUUUACACGAGGCUGAAGGUCUUUUGAAAAAGCUCGAUGAAGUGAUUAGCGACACAAAGAGUCUGCACCGGGAAAGAUGGAAGAAAUUCAGAAAAAACAAUGAUACCCCCGAGUUCGGUACAUAUAUGCACGUCUGUUGCGUUCGAAAGUUCUACAUAACCUUUGGGGCUGAUGUCUAUGUCGUCAGCGCGAAUGGAGAGUACAAUCAUCCUCGCCCAGAAGUUCUAGUCGGACUGGCUAUCGCAGUCAAGGACCAGAAUCGUAGCGCCCGAUUGUACGUGACUAGUGGCAGAAGUAUCGACAUGGAAAGUCUAGACAGGGUUGCAAAAGUCAUGGGACAUGGCUCAGUCGAAUCCCUGUUCUUUGGAGAGAAUCUAAGGAUCUCAUAUCUGAGCCGCGGCACAUACAUGUCGCUGAGUGGCGAGUCACAGGGCAUGGAAAUGCCACCGAAUAUCGAGCGUGAUAUGAAAAAGGUGACGCAAGAGAUUCGGUUCCCAAUGGACGAUGCGCAACUCACGCUCCGACGUGAGAUACAUUUCUGGCUCGAACAUUCCAACCACGACAUCCUUGCCAUGACCGAAGAAUACCAGAUAAGGACGUUCGUAAACGGAGCCUGGUGUUAUCUAUACCUCAAGGCUGACCAGAAUGGAAUUCGCUGGUAUAUCGCGGACGACAAUAACCCCCAGACCGUCUGGAUAGACAAAAAAGACCUGAAUAUCGUCACAACAGGGGCAUACGAUUUAACAUGCCGAAUUGCAAAAUAUACCAGCUUAUCUAGAAGAUUCAGGUACACACUUCAAGGACCGAACUACGGAUCGCCGCUAUAUUCCAUUGAAGACACUGUUUCCAAGGAGAUGCUGUAUUAUGUGCCUAGCGGAGAUGUUGACUUUGGCCCAAAACCUGACAAUGCUCCGUUGGCUUCAGUCCAUCUGAGAGUUGCCCCAGCACAGUUCCUCACAGAGGCCGAUUCUUCUGGAGUGAUACAUACCAAUAGCUAUGUUGAGCCUUAUCUGUCAUCUGACCUGAAAAGUUCAACGGAAGCAACCUCCUUUGGCUCUCACGUUCCACUCCGCCAGGCAUUCGAAAUUCUGAAUGACCCUAUCAAAGAAAAAUUGAACCCGAACAUGAUCGAAACGCUGAGCCACUUAUAUAGAAACCAGAGUGCUUUGACGGAAGUCAUUGGAAGACUCCCAGAGUCGCUGCUUAAGAUUGGACUGGCAACUUUUGAAAUCGAUCUUGAUGCGUCAACAGCCAUCCUCCACUCAUAUCCACUGGAAGGGCAGGUCAUUGGCAGUGCUAUCUUGCAGAGAGCCUCAGUUAAAACAGAAGCGAGCAAUGUUAUCGAUACUGAAAUGGCUGGAUUCAAAUUUCAACUCCAGGAUGUUGUUGUCAGGGUUGAAAAGUGUUGCUCUCCACAGGUCCAUCUUACCGUGGAGACUGAAGCCACUUUGAAGGCAAAGGACUCAAAGAAGCAAAAUGACAUUAAAUUCGAGAUGACUUGGAAGGCAUCAGAGGAAGAGACUAUCAUCUCUUUCAGUUCCACCGUGAUAGCCAUCACGGAUCUCCUUACCGCCCUUGUCGACACAACGACCAAUAUCGAGACGAUUCUGAAGGGAAACAUCCCUCUCAUGGGCAAGUCCCCGGAGGGAGAGGCUCCAACUUCGAUCAAAAGUAUGCCGGCGGGAUCAAUGUCCGAAGUAGGGUUCUCUCUUAGGCAGCCCAUUGGUAUGAUUGAUAUGUACGACUUGGCCGAUAUAUGGGUCCGCACAGCCUCCUCAGAGUGGCAAAACUUCUUACCCGUACCAGAUAACUUUAGAAACGUCAAGGCUGAAGUCCUAAUCCGUGUGAUGGACCCUCUAUAUUUGGAAACAUUGAGGCUAGCUACGAGUGUCCAGUUUACCAUGCCGCUCCCAAGCAACACUGAGAGGAGCAUCACAGUACGAUUCGAUGCUAUACCUUUGGCCAGGGAGGGUGACUACGACUACCGACUCCAGAUUAUCUCUGCCGAUUACGGAGUAACGGUUCCUGAUAUUGUCGGGGCCAUUGGCUUCACCGAUGUCUCAGAGAAGAUCAGAGCAAUACCUGCGCUGGACCGAGCUUUCGGGGCAGUGCAAGUCCAACAGGCUGGAAUAUCUGUUGCAAAUGUCAACAAGAAGUGGAAUUAUCAGGAGUGGGACUUCGAGCUCUGCAUUCCCUACUUUGACCUUAUCGUAGGGUCUCUUUCUUUGGUAGAUACAGUGAUAAAGGUCGAAUGGCAUGGGGAUGGGGAUAUUCAGGCAAAAGGUGAAGCUACCUUUCGAAGUGAGACACUGCAGAAGGAGGCAGGACUCACGCUUGGGCUUCCAGCAAAGAAUGAGCUGGGCUACAUCAUCUUCGACUCCCCUGACAGCAUCACGUUGGCUGAUAUCUUUACUAUUCUCGGGCUCGGACCGAUGCCCGAUAUUCCGUUCCUGAGUGGAAACAGCGCAGUAGAGUUGACGCACUGCGAUGCAAAGCUCGAUCGGUCUGAAAAGGGCAACAUAUCCAUCUGUUCAUCUACCAUCAAGUUUCAGAGAGAAGUGCUAGAGGUUCAAGACUUCAAGCUGCGAGAUGUCGAGUUUUCAUUAUCGUGGCAACGAGGGGAACAGACAGGCGGUGAGCAUAAGGCUAAAUCAACAGUCUCGUUUGUCAUAUCGGCUUCGCUGCAGCUAAAGAGUAUCAAGUCUAUGAUCACUGUCAAGUAUACUGGUGAGAAGAAAGAGUUGAUAGCUUCUAUCAUCCCUUUCACAGGGUCAUCACUGAAAGGGGUGGAUGUCUUGCACUUUCUGAUUCGUGGUGUCGACAGUCCCCUCCACUCCGCAUUGGGUAGCCUGGAAGUCAAGGUUGUAGAGAUGUCUCUGGAUCUCAGCACAGGCUCGCCGUCUUCUUUCAAGCUAGAGAUGAGGGAUGAUGCAACUCUCCAACUUCCCUCAGCGACAGAUAAAGAGCAUUUCACUGUGGGCUCAAUCUCAAUAGAGUAUAGCAAAGUGGUGGGCAAUCUUGAUGUGUUUGCCGCGCUCGUGAUUGAAGGCAUUCGAACAAACAUAAGCCUUGCUACCUUUACAAACUCAACAACCGAGGAGCGGUCUGUCGAGUUCAGUAUCGUCCUACAGAAAGGACAGAAAGAACUGGAGCUGAUCGCUCUUCUUGCGGCGGUAGGAAUUUCUAACGUUGACAUACCACGACCAGAAGGAUGCCCUGAAUUUGGUAUUGGCAUGGCAAACAUCAAGGGCAAGUUUAUUGAUAAAGAUAAAUCUGGUCUCAAGUUUGUGCAGCUGGGCGUGCACAUCGAGAUGGCAAGGGUUGUUAUGUCUGAUUGGGACAUGUCUAUGGACUACAUCUACGUCGACGUUGACUAUAAUAAGGCCCGCACUGACAAGCCUUUCUCAGUUUUAGUUUCAGGCGUGCUCUCAGUUGCUGGUUUGUUAGAGAUGACGAUUAAUUACGUUGGUAAAAAGGAUGCUUUGGAGAUGGACGCCGAACUACAUCUCAUCAGGGCGGAGGAAGUCAAAGUCAAGUCCAUCUUGGAAUGGUUAGCUGGUCAAUCUAUCGAAGACUCGCUACCUACAUUCAUUACAGAGGCAAUGAUUGAUCUGAAAAAGUCAAGAUUUGGAAUGUCUCUCAGUCGUUACAAGGGAGAGGGAAGCUCUGUCAUCGCAAUUUCGUUAAGCUUCGCUUUGGGGUCUGUUAUUGUGCAACUUGCGAGAACUAAGGUUCAACCGAAUGGUUCAAAGAAAGAAGACAAACUGCCAUGGAAGACCAUGCUCAAACUUGCAGUUAAUGCCCUUCCGCGCCCACCGCCAUUGCCGCUUGUUGGCCAGAUGGAACAGCCGUUCUCCACUCAGAUAUACUGGACCAAUAGUGACAUCUCACUCGAGGAGGUUGACAGGCUGAAUAGUCUGGCCAUUUUCAAAAAUCAGCAACUCCUCCGGUCAAAUCAUGCCACAGAAGCCUCUGUCUUUGGCCAAGGCUUAUCAUUCAUGCUCCUUGAAAAUGGCGACAUCGUUCUUGCUUCAAAACCUGCCCAGAGUAAGAUGACAGCGAGUUCAAAGGAGGAAGAAAAGCCAGAAGCUCAAGAGAUGAAGAAAGUCAACAGGAGAGUCAACGGUGUUAACAUCACAAGCAUUGGCUUUGAAUAUGAUGCCAAGGGGCAAAAGAUCAAAGUCAAAUUUACAGCACAUAUGACUGUUGGGCCCUUGGACGGUGAGCUGAUCAACUUCAGCAUGUCAGUGAAGUUACCACGUGGUGAAAGGAUAGAUUUGAGCGAUUGGAAGAACCUCGACAUUGAGAUGGGUCUGGAGGGACUGUCACUAGCAAUGACAGGCUCUAGCCUCAAUGUCGCUGGUACUUUGAAUUGUAUCAAGACCGAGGGAGAUGAUGUUUCUAUUACAGGCUUCGAAGGGGGAGUCAGUGUCAAGCUAAAGAAGUACCAAUUCGUUGGUUUUGGUUCUUAUAAGAGCGUCAAGAUCCAACAGGAAGAAUUUGUCUCUCUCAUGGGCUACGCAAUGCUGAAAGGGCCGAUGUUGAAGACUGGCCUUGUGGAACUAACCAGCAUCAGCGGCGGCUUCGGACUCGGUUCAAAGCUUGAGAUGCCAUCUAUCACUGAGAUACACAAGUUCCCGCUCCUUCUAUCUCCUGAUACUGAUCCAAUUAUCAUGUUCGAGAGACUUCGAGGAAGAGAUGGUGCAAAGUACAUGACGGAGACAAAUGGCGCAAACUGGGUUGCUGCUGGAGUUACGGGAACAGCCUGUGAGCUUAUCGAUGUCCAAGCUAUCGUGACUACUCCAUUGGAUCCUGUUACUGGAGAGUUGGCAAUUGUGGGCACCGCAUCUGCCAAGUUUCCAAGAGAUGCAAAGCCUGGCCAGAUACUUGCAGCUGUCAAGAUCAAUUUCCAAGGCAGUAUUGACAUGUCUCGUGGCUCUAUGCUUUUCGAAGGAAGAAUUGCCGAUGGUUCCUUCAUUCUUUUUGAAGACUCUGUUCUCAGUGGGGGAUUCGCAGUGGGAGCGUGGUUCGGCACGAGUCCACAGGCUGGAGACUGGUGCAUCAGCAUUGGAGGCUGGCAUCCAGCAUAUCAACCACCAUCCCACUACCCCAGUGCACCUCCUCGCAUGAGACUUCAGUGGAGCUAUGGAGAUAACAAGGAACUUUUGCUUGAUGGACAGGCUUACGCGGCAGUGACUCCCGAUGCACUCAUGGCUGGACUGGCUGUUAGUGCCAGCUACAAGAGCGGUCGAUGCGGUGCACACUUUGACUUCAGGGCUGACCUCAUUCUUUGGAUGCACCCAAUUUACUACGACGCUCGUUUCUUUAUAUCAGCCGGGUUAUCGUACGAGGCGAAAGCUUGGAUCAUAACUCUGCCGCUGAAGAUUACCUUGAGUGCUGAGUUGCACAUCAGUGGACCACCGUUCAGGGGUGAGGUUUACUUCAACUGGACAGUUUUCUCAUUCAGGGUCGAGUUCGGCGAAUCGAACAAUGAAGGUCUGAGGAAGCUGGAGUUCAGCGAGUUCCUCGGUGUGGUGCUCAGGAAGUCGGAGAAACAUCAUGUGCUGUCUCUCGAAUCUGGAGCGAUAGCACCCAGCAAGGCACCUAAUGCUCCACAGACACCAAAUUCGGCAUGGGUGGUACGCGGGGGCUCAUUUUCGUUCAGUGUCACAUCACGCGUGCCUACGAAGCAGAUCAAUUUCUUGAGGGCCUUGGACCCCGAGAGGAGGUUUAACGGCAGUAUUCUGGCCCGACCCAUGCAGCUCCCAGCUGGCUCUCUCGGCCUGACAGCAAACAUGGAAGUGUCUAUCCUCAAGAUUAGUGAGCUUGGUAACCAAGAGGUGCAAGACUUCACUUUUGAACCUAUAAGCGAGCAACUAGCAGCAUCGCUUUGGGGCCCAUUUGAUGGUAAUGCCAACGGAAUGCUUGGUGGUACGUCCCGUGAGAGCACUGUAUCACAUGUUGUCGGGCUACGAAUAGAAGCUCCUGUGGCUAAAUGGUCGAGUAAAAACCCUCGGAUUAUAGGAUUCAAGACACUCACGCAGCCAAACCCUAUCGCUGCUUUCUUCAACGACAACCCAACCCCAGAUAAUGGCCUGGACGCAACACCGAGAGCUGAUGGUGGGAAUAUGGAAGAAGACUUUGAGAACGCUAGAGAGGCACUGACAGGUAGUGUCAGACAAGAGGAAGAGCUAGAAGCUGUCAAGAAACGAAACGCUCGCAGGUCAUACAUCGUUGGUCAAUGGAUGGCUGUUCGGAAGCUCAAGACACCGGCUGGUCUCGAGAGUGAUGUACCCUUGAGAUAUGCCAAAAGUUUGGCUCACUUCUCACAUGUUGCUCCCAGAGUUUCACUAGAAUAG